UCACGUCGUUUGUAUUAAGUUCGUCGUCGUCGUCACUUGCUUUUUUCAACUUGCAUUGAUACCACGGCUGAGCGAAUAGAAAAACAUUAAGUGUUAAAAUACCUUAAAAUGGCCAGCCAAACGCAGGGAAUCCAGCAGUUGCUUGCUGCCGAAAAGAAGGCAGCCGAGAAGGUUGCCGAAGCCAGAAAACGCAAGGCAAGGAGAUUGAAGCAAGCCAAGGAUGAGGCCACCGAGGAGAUUGAGAAAUUCCGUCAGGAGCGUGAACGCUCCUUUAAAGAAUUCGAGGCCAAGCACAUGGGCAGCCGCGAAGGAGUUGCAGCGAAAAUCGAUGCAGACACUCGUGUUAAGCUAUCCGAUAUGGAGGGCGCCAUCAGGACACGCAAAGAACCCGUCAUUCAGGAGGUUUUGCAGUUUGUCUACAAUAUCUCGCCCGAAGUGCACAAAAACUACAACAGGAAGUAAAUUUUUGGGGGCACUAGCGACGGUGUGUGCCACAUCCAAAAUAUUGCUCGUUUUAUUGUAAAUUCGAUGUCCAAGUUCAACUCUUUAAUGCAUAAUUUAGCCCCUUAAUAAUAGUGCAUACUAUACUAAACACUGCUGUAUUAUUAUUCCAUAUAUUAAAAAAUUUGUUGUUUCACCAAGAUAGAACCUCGGUG
Messenger RNA from Drosophila hydei, 656 nucleotides. RefSeq names its product V-type proton ATPase subunit G (gene Vha13). Gene Ontology annotation, biological process: proton transmembrane transport. The record is from RefSeq and is a predicted model, not a curated record. Gene Ontology annotation, cellular component: vacuolar proton-transporting V-type ATPase complex. The coding region runs from base 109 to 462 and encodes 117 amino acids. Gene Ontology annotation, molecular function: proton-transporting ATPase activity, rotational mechanism. The transcript has 3 exons. NCBI's taxonomy places the organism in Eukaryota, Metazoa, Arthropoda, Insecta, Diptera, Drosophilidae.